Molecule: messenger RNA, 678 nt
Organism: Lactuca sativa (garden lettuce)
Lineage: Eukaryota; Viridiplantae; Streptophyta; Magnoliopsida; Asterales; Asteraceae
Source: RefSeq, a predicted model, not a curated record
AUGAAGUCUAAACAACCAUCCGGUUAUCAAAAACCUAAAAAGAGAAAACUAGAUGAAGAAAAGAGAAAGGUUGAUGUUGGUGCUUUAUAUAAGUUUAUCCAUAGAGAACCUGUUGAAGAGAACAUUGAAGAGCAUGUUGAAGAGCACAUUGAAGAGCAUGUUGAAGAGCACAUUAAAGAGCAAGAGCGUGUAGAAGUAGAAGAGACAGAAGAGCAUGAGCCUGUUAAAGACCUUGUUGAUAUAUAUGAUCCAAGAAGGUGGGAAAAACUUAAUUCGGAUGAGAUUAAAAUUUUGGUUGAGAAAGGUCCUAAAAGAGAUAAUAGUAUUAUGUAUGCUCCCUACAAUAAAUUUGGUAGACGGUUUUCUGCAGCUUUCUAUAUAAGUACUUUAUCAAAUUUGGAGAAGUGUGAUAGAGAAUGGCUAGUAUAUUCGAAAGAGAUAGACAGGGUAUUUUGUUUCUGUUGUAAAGUGUUUAUAAAAGGGAUUUUGAAAGGUAAAUUGGAUGGUGAAGGUUAUGCAGAUUGGCACCAUGUUACCACUAGGGUUAAAGAACACGAAAUUUCAUUGGAUCAUCUUACAAAUAGGAAUAAAUGGUUUGACAUGCAUAAAAGAUUGAUCUUGAACGAAACAAUUGAUAAAGUUCAACAUGAGCAGUUCAAGAAAGAAAUAGAUUAUUAG